Messenger RNA from Nyctereutes procyonoides (raccoon dog), 939 nucleotides. RefSeq names its product olfactory receptor 7D4-like. Gene Ontology annotation, cellular component: membrane. Gene Ontology annotation, biological process: G protein-coupled receptor signaling pathway. Bases 1 to 939 code for a protein of 312 amino acids. Gene Ontology annotation, molecular function: G protein-coupled receptor activity; olfactory receptor activity. The record is from RefSeq and is a predicted model, not a curated record. NCBI's taxonomy places the organism in Eukaryota, Metazoa, Chordata, Mammalia, Carnivora, Canidae. The transcript has a single exon.
AUGGAAGCAAGAAAUCAAACAAGUGUUUCAGAAUUUUUACUCCUGGGAUUUUCUCAAGACUCAGUGCAUCAGCCCAUUCUAUUUGGGCUAUUCUUGUCCAUGUACCUGGUCACCGUGCUUGGGAACCUACUCAUCAUCCUGGCCAUCACCUCUGAUUCCCACCUCCACACCCCCAUGUACUUCUUCCUCUCCAACUUGUCCUUUGCUGACAUCAGUUUCACCUCCACCACGGUCCCUAAGAUGCUGGUGAACAUCCAAACACAGAGCAAAUCCAUCACCUAUGCAGGCUGCAUCACCCAGAUGUAUUUUUUUAUGGUCUUUGGAGGUAUGGACACUUUCCUCCUUACUGUGAUGGCCUAUGACCGAUUUGUGGCCAUCUGUCACCCCUUGCACUACACAGUCAUCAUGAAUCCACAGCUCUGUGGCCUCCUGGUUCUUGUGUCCUGGUUCAUCAGCUUGUCAUACUCCCUGAUCCAGAGUUUGUUGAUGUUGCGGCUGUCUUUCUGCACCAACUGGGUAAUUCCACACUUUUACUGUGAACUUGCUCAGGCCCUCACCCUUGCCUGUUCAGACACAUUGGUCAAUCAUAUCCUGCAAUACAUGGUGACUGCCCUUCUUGGCAUUGUUCCCUUCUCAGGGAUCCUUUUCUCCUAUACUCGAAUUGCCUCCUCAAUCCUGAGAAUCCCGUCAGCUAAUGGGAAGUAUAAGUAUAAGGCAUUUUCUACCUGUGCGUCUCACCUCUCUGUGGUUUCUUUAUUCUAUGGGACAGGGCUUGGUGUGUAUCUCAGUUCUGAUGUAUCUUCCUGGAGAGGCAUGAUUGCCUCGGUGAUGUACACUGUGGUCACCCCAAUGCUGAACCCCUUCAUCUACAGCCUACGGAACAGGGACAUCAAGAGGGCUCUACAAAAAGUCCUGGGGAGAAUACUCUAUGUUCAGUGA